GCGGGGGCUUGGUUCCCAGGCUGGUUGGGAGGCUGCGGACGGACGGACGGACGCGCGGUCGGAGGGGACAGAGGACAGAGCUCCGCAGACCUGCGGCCUCGAGCCGACAGCGCCAUGGACGGCCCGGACAACGCCACCCUGCUGUUCGACUCGUCCUCGCUGUUGUGGGACAACUCCACGCUGUCGCUCAACGCCAGCAGCCCGAGCCCCGGCACCAACUUCCCGCUCGCCCCCGCCUCCAGCGCCACGGCGGCUCCGAGCAUCCGCUUCAGCCCCGGCCCGACCGCCACCCCGGAGCCCACGAGCAGUGGUUUCACGGGCGGCGCGGAGGGUCAGGGCUCGUCCCCGUUCCCGCGGCCCUGGGUCCCCCACGAGCCCCCGUUCUGGGACACGCCGCUGAACCACGGGCUGAACGUGUUCGUGGGCGCCGCCCUGUGCAUCACCAUGCUGGGCCUGGGUUGCACCGUGGACGUGAACCACUUCGGCGCGCACGUCCGCCGGCCCGUGGGCGCGCUGCUGGCCGCGCUUUGCCAGUUCGGCUUCCUGCCGCUGCUGGCCUUCCUGCUGGCCCUCGCCUUCAAGCUGGAUGAGGUGGCCGCCGUGGCGGUGCUCCUGUGUGGCUGCUGUCCCGGCGGCAACCUCUCCAAUCUCAUGUCCCUGCUGGUUGACGGCGACAUGAACCUCAGCAUCAUCAUGACCAUCUCCUCCACGCUUCUCGCCCUGGUCUUGAUGCCCCUCUGCUUGUGGAUCUACAGCCGGGCUUGGAUCAACACCCCUUUGGUGCAGCUACUACCCCUAGGGGCGGUGACCCUGACUCUCUGUAGUACUCUCAUCCCAAUUGGGCUGGGAGUCUUCAUCCGCUACAAAUACAACCGAGUGGCUGACUACAUUGUGAAGGUUUCCCUGUGGUCUCUGCUAGUGACUCUCGUGGUCCUUUUCAUAAUGACCGGCACUAUGUUAGGACCUGAACUACUGGCAAGUAUACCUGCAUCUGUUUAUGUGGUUGCCAUUUUUAUGCCUUUGGCAGGCUAUGCCUCAGGCUAUGGCUUAGCCACUCUCUUCCAUCUUCCACCCAACUGCAAGAGGACAGUAUGUCUGGAAACAGGGAGUCAGAAUGUACAGCUCUGUACUGCCAUUCUCAAAUUGGCUUUCCCCCCACGCUUCAUAGGAAGCAUGUACAUGUUUCCCUUGCUUUAUGCCCUUUUCCAGUCUGCAGAAGCAGGGAUUUUUGUCUUAAUAUAUAAAAUGUAUGGAAGUGAAAUACUGCACAAGAGAGAUCCUCUAGAUGAAGAUGAAGAUACAGAUAUUUCGUAUAAGAAACUGAAAGAAGAAGAAAUGGCAGACACGUCCUAUGGUACAGUGAAAGCAGAUAACUUAAUAAUGAUGGAAACCACCCAGACUUCUGUCUAAACAUGGAGAUGCAGACGAGCUUCUAUCUUACUGAAAUGUUCCUUAUAUCUAUGGCCUGUGGUGGGCUUAUGGUUUACAUAAAGAGUAACAAUUGGUUCACGUUACUUCUAACAGUCUUGAUCCUCCCAUUGUAAAGUUGCAGUGGCGUAGUAACCAAGUGUUUUCAUAAAUUACAAAUCAAUGUCCUAAUAUAACUUGCACCUGG
Castor canadensis (American beaver) is the source of this 1615-nucleotide messenger RNA. It is a transcript of the gene Slc10a4, whose product is annotated as solute carrier family 10 member 4. Lineage: Eukaryota; Metazoa; Chordata; Mammalia; Rodentia; Castoridae. Gene Ontology annotation, biological process: bile acid and bile salt transport. The record is from RefSeq and is a predicted model, not a curated record. Gene Ontology annotation, cellular component: membrane. Gene Ontology annotation, molecular function: bile acid:sodium symporter activity.